AUGAUUCUACACUUUCUCGCUCUCAUUUCAAUCGGACUUGCAGCCACUUCCCUUCCCUCACUUGAAACAUAUCUUAACAAAUACAGGCCGAAAGUCGUUACUGAAGGGACGCGCACUGUUGAAGCUUCGCUUUUCAGAGUUCACAUCUAUCCAAAGAACCGGAUAGAAACCACCCUCUCCUUCGGAGCGAGCGACGAUGUCAUUCGUGCAGCUGAGACGGCAAUAAACGACUUUUACUCUGGUGAACUACUUGCACAGGGCGACGAAACGGAAAAGAUGGGCGAGCGAGUGCUUUCAGAUAAUGGCAGCUCACGUCUUGGCGAUUCUGCGUCUGUGGCGAAAUAUUUGACGCAUCCUUCAUGGCAUACCACUGGACAGUCACUACGCAGGUCGCCAUCAUUCGUUAUGUUCGACGUAAAUGGCAGAGGGAUAGCUUUUGCAAAAGAAGGUGGAAUCAGACCCUAA
Molecule: messenger RNA, 465 nt
Organism: Cooperia oncophora
Lineage: Eukaryota; Metazoa; Nematoda; Chromadorea; Rhabditida; Trichostrongylidae
Source: the annotation of a GenBank genome assembly